CGGCGGGUCGGAGGAGCCGGUGAGGCGGUGCCCGGCCAGGACUCCCCGGUCGCCGGCCUCACAUCGGAGGGAGCUGCCGGUUCCCGUCCGCCGGGCGGCUGCGCUCGCCUCUCCUCUCCCCGGCUACGGGGGAGCAGCUGUCCCGGCCUUGCUGCCCGCCGCGGCGGGUCCGCGCCGAUGAUGUCGGGGCAGUCGAUCACGGACCGCAUCACGGCGGCGCAGCACAGUGUCACCGGCUCGGCCGUGUCCAAGGCUGUCUGCAAGGCGACGACCCACGAGGUGAUGGGCCCCAAGAAGAAGCACCUGGACUAUCUAAUACAGUGCACAAAUGAAAUGAAUGUGAAUAUUCCACAGUUGGCAGAUACACUCUUUGAGAGAACUGCAAACAGUAGCUGGGUUGUAGUGUUCAAAGCUCUAAUUACAACACACCACCUCAUGAUGUAUGGAAAUGAGCGCUUUAUCCAGUAUCUUGCAUCCCGAAACACUUUGUUCAAUUUAAAUAACUACCUGGACAAAAGUGCCAUGCAGGGCUACGAUAUGUCUACCUUCAUUAGGCGAUAUAGCAGAUACUUGAACGAAAAAGCACUUUCAUAUAGACUUGUAGCAGUUGACUUCACCAAAAUGAAAAGAGGGAUAGAUGGAGUGAUGAGAACCAUGAAUGCUGAAAAGCUUCUGAAAACCCUUCCAAUCAUACAGAACCAGCUUGAUGCACUCCUUGAUUUUGAUGCAAAUCCAAAUGAACUAACAAAUGGUGUUAUAAAUGCUGCCUUUAUGCUCCUCUUUAAAGAUUCCAUUAGACUUUUUGCAGCAUACAAUGAGGGGAUUAUUAAUCUUUUAGAAAGAUAUUUUGAUAUGAAGAAGAACCAGUGUAAAGAAGGCUUGGAUAUUUACAAAAAAUUUCUAGCCAGAAUGACCAAAUUGUCAGAAUUCCUCAAAGUAGCCGAGCAAGUUGGAAUUGAUAAGGGAGACAUUCCAGAUCUUACUCAGGCACCAAGCAGCUUACUUGAAGCACUGGAACAGCAUUUGGCUUCUGUAGAGGGAAAGAAAACUAAAGAAGUCUCCGCUGCCAUCAGAGCUACUGCCCUAUCCAGGGCUGUCUCCACACUUGCCUGUACAGGAAUGCUGUUUAGGAAGAUGGAUGAGAAAGAAAAACAGCAGGCAUUGGAGGAGGAGCAAGCUAGACUGCAGGCACUUAAGGAGCAGCGAUUAAGAGAGAUUUCUGUAGUAUCGAAUUCCGUUUCCAGAUCAGCAUCCCCAAGCACCUUAUCAGAAAAAAGUGUGAAUACCACUGUAGCUGUUGACCUCUUUUCAGUACCAGCACCCACAACAAAUAGCAUGCCCAACCUUUCUAGUGACCUUUUUGAUCUUCAGCCUGCGUUUGUUCCAGCUGUGCAGAGUACUCCAGUUAUACCCACAUCACCAAGCAGUGCUUGGGGAGGUCCUUUCUCGUCCUCAAAUGGUUGUGUUGGUUCUCCACCUCAUCUGGACAUCUUUGACAUGAAGCCAGUUGAAGAAGCUGUAAAAUCUGCCACCCCUUUCAUCAAUUCUGCUUUUUCCUCCAAACAAACGGUGGAACUGUUUAGUGAUGACUUUAGUGGUCAAACACCUACAUAUGCUUCUGUGUGUCAUCCUCUGACUGUUGAUGGUUUUCCUCUUCAUUCAGCUCCUCCAACAAUUAACGUGGACUUUGAUGCUGUUUUUGGAGGAAAAUCUACAGCACCAGAGUACAGGACUACAAAUGAUGAUGUAUUGCAACCCACAGGACCACCACAGAGUCAAAGAGCCCCUUUAGCCAGCCAGCAGAAUGGAAAAAUUCUGGCAAAUGACCUCGAUUCUUCACUUGCUAAUCUAGUGGGAAAUCUUGGCUUUGGAGGAACUCCGCCCAAAAAAUCGGAUAUGCAGUGGACCCAGCCUACAGAGAAAAAACUUACUGGUGGAACGAACUGGCAAGCAAAAACAAACACAUUGACCACAUGGAGCCCUACUCCCUUACCCUCUAUUCCACAUAUGAAUGGAGUACACUAUCCUGGAUAUGUACCUGCUCCUAUCACAUACCCACUGACCACACCUCAAGUGCCUGUAUACGGAAUGGUACCUCCUCAGGUUGGAGCUGCUCCUUUGAUGGCACCCCAGACAAUGAUGUAUACACAGCCUGGUCUAAGGCCAACAAACCCUUUUGCACCUGUUUCUGAAACUCAGAUACAGUUUAUGUAGAGCCGCCAAAGCAGCAAGAUGUGAGAACAACCAAAUACUGGUAAAAAAAAAACCACAAAAAAAGACAAGACUGAAUUUUGAUCUUUCCAUGAUGUAUUCCUGAACAGGGCAACUGUUUCUUCCCUGUAUAAUACAAUAUUAGUUUGAAUUUCAAUGCUUUCAAGGUUCUUGUUUAUAACAGUCACUGCAGUGUGAAUGUUUGUUCACUGAUCUUUUUUUCUUCCUUCAAACUGCUCAGCAGAAAACUGUAUUUUAUUGAGGUUGACUCAGAAGGUUCAAGCUGAAUUAUCAUCUUCAGAGCUGAGAUGGAGGGGUAUCAUGAUUGCUCUGCAACCUUACUCAUCAGUGGAUUACCAUAGGAAGUUAACAGAGGAUAUCAAAGCUAUUUAUUUUCUCCAUACAAAUUCUGUGGCUGUUGUAACCAAGACACAACACAAAUGAAGUCGAGCAAUAAAAUUUUUAUGUGCUCUAAUGAA
This is a messenger RNA of Pezoporus flaviventris, 2690 nucleotides long. RefSeq names its product phosphatidylinositol-binding clathrin assembly protein-like. The record is from RefSeq and is a predicted model, not a curated record. The transcript is spliced from 22 exons. Gene Ontology annotation, biological process: clathrin-dependent endocytosis; clathrin coat assembly; synaptic vesicle budding from presynaptic endocytic zone membrane. Gene Ontology annotation, molecular function: phosphatidylinositol-4,5-bisphosphate binding; SNARE binding; 1-phosphatidylinositol binding. Gene Ontology annotation, cellular component: clathrin-coated pit; synaptic vesicle; clathrin-coated vesicle. Lineage: Eukaryota; Metazoa; Chordata; Aves; Psittaciformes; Psittacidae. The coding region runs from base 178 to 2214 and encodes 678 amino acids.